AUGAGGUCAAUGAUGGAAUCGAAUGCAGAAGUCGCUGAGGAAAUCUUCAGCUUUACAUCCGACUUAUUCGAUCAGUUCUACAUUGAGUCAAACUACAUUGACGGGAAAAAUCGAAUCAUGGAUAUGAUAGAGUGGCUCGAAGCGAGAAUAGCAGCAAAAGAAGCGAACGAGUUUCUUCUCAAGGGGCACCUUGAGCUCGCUCUAGUGUUUGUCAAGUCAUUAACAAAAACAGAGCUGCUGCAUAUAUCCGAUAGACUGCUGAAGAUUCUGAACGAAAUUAUCUUCCCCGUUAGCCCGUUGGAUCGCAAGACCAUGCGCGAAGCUCGCGCCUCGGGCUGUGACAAUGGCGCUAUUGAAAGCGUGGCUGGAGGUGGUGACACACCAAUGUCCCCCCGGAAACUUGGCUCGCCCCUUUGUGACACUCAAGCGUCCGUCCACGCGGCAAUGAAUCUACUCGUUGAAAUGACAAAGGGCAUUCCGGAAAGUUUCCAACAACUUGCCGCCCUCCUAAAGCGCAACUGGCAUUCGCAGGCAAAUCUCGAACGCUUCGAUGUCGUUCCAACGAGCCAGCGAAAAAGCAAAACUGGUUAUGUUGGGCUCAAAAAUGGCGGUGCCACUUGUUAUCUCAAUGCUGUUGUGCAGCAGUUAUUCAUGAUUCACCCGAUGAAGAAUGCUCUUUUAUCUGGCCAACUUUCUGAUCCAAAGUCGAGGCAAAAUAACUCUGCAGAUAAGCAAUACCGAUAUAAAAUCUUCAAUAUUUUCCAACGUCUAAUUGGGCACUUAUCAUCUUCUGAACAGACAUUUUUCGUGCCUCGGCAAUUCUGGGACCAUGUCAAGCUCUGUGGGCAGCACAUAAAUGUUCGGGAUCAACAGGACGCGAUGGAGUUUUAUUCCCAAAUCGUUGACACCCUCGAUGAAGCAAUGAAGGAUGAUGGCGAGCCAUCCGCGAUUCAAGAAUUUCUCGGCGGCACGUUUUCUGAUCAGAAAAUUUGCAAAGACUGCCCUCAUCGAUACUCGCGAGAAGAGGCAUUCACCUCAAUUUCAGUCGAUGUUCGCUCGCAACACAGCCUGCAGGAGUCGCUUAAUCAAUUUGUCAAGGGUGAUCUUCUCGACGGAGAGAACUCAUAUUACUGCGAAACUUGCGAUACGAAAGUCGCAGCGAUCAAGCGUCUCUGUAUCGCAAAACUGCCACCGUAUCUUUGCAUCCAACUCAAGCGCUUCGAUUACGACUGGGAGCGCGAGGAAUCGAUCAAAUUCAACGACUACUUUGAGUUUCCGCGCGUCCUCAACAUGGCUCCAUUCACAGAAGCGGGCAUUGACAAUUCCGAAACUGAAGUGAGUCAGAACAACUAUCGCCUCAAGGGCGUUGUUGUUCAUUCUGGCCAGGCAAGCGGCGGGCACUACUAUUCUUUUGUGCGAGAGACGGCCGAGCCAAACUCCAAGUGGCUGAAAUUCGACGAUUGCGAGGUCAGCGAGAUCGACCUGAGCGAUGAGCAGCUGGCAGGUGAGUGCUUUGGCGGAGAUCAAGGCGAAUUCUGGGACGGGAGGAGAAAUCAAUCCCGCCGAGGCCGCCGCUGGUGGAAUGCCUAUUUGCUCUUCUACGAAUCAAUCGAGGAAAGCUCUAUCCAGAAUCUCUCCCAAGGCCUUUCUGAUAUUUCCGUCAACUCGUCAACUUCUGAGAGUUUCUGCGUACCAGCUGUCGAUCGCCGCCAAAUGCCAGUAACAAUGCCAAGCCACAUCAAGCAGGAAGUAGAGCAGCAAAAUGCUGAAAUGCGGCACCAGCGAAUGAUGUUCUCGCAGGAAUUUAUCGAUUUCCACAUCAAUUUGGUCCACGCUAGCUACGAGAAAAUAAGAGAAGAGUGGCGAAGAAAUGGCGGAAACAAGGGCACAGGUAUCCGGCAAGAAACAAAGCAACUCGCAAAAUGGGCACUCGACCUUGGCAUGUCAUUCGUUGUCAACAUUGCCUCGAAGCUCCACCAGCAAUAUCGAAAAGUCAACUUCCUUCAAAACACUGAAGAUAUUUCCUGGCUCACGAUAAUCAAAGAACUAGUGGUAACGGACGAUUAUCUUGCUGACUCCGUUCUCAAGUAUUUCACGCCAGAAGUUCUCCGUCAAUAUUUGUUUGUCUGUCCAAAUGAGGAUAUCCGGCUGUUUGUCGCCAAGAUUUUGGCUGUUUGUUGUCAGAAAAAUUGCAAGCUCCGCGAGCGUUGUAUGCAAGACCUCGUGUCAAUUUCAAGCCCAGAUAACCGGAGCAAUGUACAUGUAUCCGAGCAGUAUUUCCUUAUUCUGGACCUGCUUCUUCGCUUCCCGCUGCAGGAGGGACUUGCUCCGCCUUUGUAUAUUUAUAUCGACCAUGGAUUGUUGUUCAAUUUGACCUCGCUAGCCCUCCAAUCGGAAAGAUAUCAAAGUUCUUAUCGGCAAUCAGCCGGGAUGGCGAAGCUCUAUUCGUUGGUAGCUACGCUCUCGAGACACUGCAACAUGUCUCGGUACACCAUGCCAGAUCAUCCUUCAAAUAGCCCAUAUGGCAAGAAUAUCAAGAUGCCCAAUUCGGAGGAAGUGAUGGAGAAGCCAUAUUUCGACCCCGAAGCAAUGAAGCUCUUUGAAGAUGACAAAGGUGCAAAUUGCACUACUAUCAUCAGACUUAUCCGAGACUCCGAAUUGAAGAAACAGACCGAUAUUGCGUUCGAAUUCACAAAAUUUAUUCUCUUCAACAACAGAAAGAUGUCAAAGCUGAUCGCAGACGAUAUCGUCUGGAAUUUCGUGUUUGGAAACACGCCCGAUAUUCCGACUUUCUGGACGCAUUUACUCGCGUGCUACUGUGUCUUAGAUGAUGCGUUGCAGCACGCUAGGAUAAUGUUUAUUCUCCGGAAUGCGCAUGAGAAUGGCCUUCUUGGUAUUAUCGAAAAGACGGUGCGGGGUUUAUCGAACUCCAACACAGGCACUCGCGCGUACCAAGCACUGAAGCUCAUUAUCAAACUCAUGGCUUCGGAAGACGCAGUGCGUCGCGCCAUUUACAACAACGAGGAAAUCUUGCGCUCUCUAAAAGAAGGUCUCAAGUGGCUAAAGAUGAGUUUAGCCGAAGCACCAAGUGGUCAUUCUCAUGACCAUACACAAGGCUAUGAGCUGAUGAGAACGGCAUCAGCCGAGCGUAUUUGCGACAUGGGCCACGAUCUACUCGACACUGCUGCUACUAGCGAGCCUGAUACAGUUUCUUCAACAACUUCGGGAACCUCUGAAUCCUCUUCACGAUAUGAACCAGCGUCCCAGUGA
This is a messenger RNA of Oikopleura dioica, 3270 nucleotides long. Lineage: Eukaryota; Metazoa; Chordata; Appendicularia; Copelata; Oikopleuridae. The record is from the annotation of a GenBank genome assembly.